AUGCCACACCUUCGGUCUGGAACGUCUGGUACGGCCGCCUGUGGGGCAUGUCUGCAGGCAGUGCCACUCUCCCAAUCCUCCAACUUAGUCCCUCCUCCACCCUCCGCGAAGGGAGCGGAUACUGCUCACCAUUCGGGGCACCAAGCCGACGACUUUAAGGCGCAAACCUCGAUGACCAGUCGAGUGGUGAAGCCACUUCGAAAUGGUCAUGCUAAUCUGACACAACCUCAUCCGACAUGUCGCUCUGAAUGGACGGCCUAUAAAGAAUGGGAUCAAAACAGCUGCUAG
This is a messenger RNA of Protopolystoma xenopodis, 288 nucleotides long. The record is from the annotation of a GenBank genome assembly. Lineage: Eukaryota; Metazoa; Platyhelminthes; Monogenea; Polystomatidea; Polystomatidae.